Cynocephalus volans (Philippine flying lemur) is the source of this 1156-nucleotide messenger RNA. It is a transcript of the gene STYX, whose product is annotated as serine/threonine/tyrosine interacting protein. Lineage: Eukaryota; Metazoa; Chordata; Mammalia; Dermoptera; Cynocephalidae. Gene Ontology annotation, cellular component: cytoplasm; nucleoplasm. The transcript is spliced from 11 exons. Gene Ontology annotation, molecular function: protein tyrosine/serine/threonine phosphatase activity; F-box domain binding. Bases 307 to 978 code for a protein of 223 amino acids. The record is from RefSeq and is a predicted model, not a curated record. Gene Ontology annotation, biological process: protein dephosphorylation; negative regulation of protein binding; negative regulation of SCF-dependent proteasomal ubiquitin-dependent catabolic process.
GUAGGUCUCGCGUCUGUGCCGGAUUCUGGGCGGCCUGAGGGGCGCGGAGACUCGUGGGGGAGGGAGACGCCAGCAGCAUGGCGGCUGGGCACGACCCUCUCAACCCUCCUUUUCCCCGCUGUCGUCGCCGCCGCCGCCGGGGUCGCUGGGACCCUUUGGUCUGCGUGUGUUAGUUGUAAGCCCACUUCCCGCCCGUCAGUCCUCCUCCACCGGCCCUGCUUCCUUUCGCCGCCACUGCCGGCCGUAGGGUCGGGCGGGCCGGAUAACUUACCUCCCACCCCACCUACUAGCCCGAGAGCCGGGACCAUGGAGGACGUGAAACUGGAGUUCCCUUCCCUCCCACAGGGCAAAGAAGACGCUGAGGAGUGGACCUACCCUAUGAGACGAGAGAUGCAGGAAAUUUUACCUGGAUUGUUCUUAGGCCCAUAUUCUUCUGCUAUGAAAAGCAAGCUACCUAUACUACAGAAACAUGGAAUAACUCAUAUAAUAUGCAUACGACAAAAUAUUGAAGCAAACUUUAUUAAGCCGAACUUUCAACAAUUAUUUAGAUAUUUAGUCUUGGAUAUUGCAGAUAAUCCAGUUGAAAAUAUAAUACGUUUUUUCCCUAUGACUAAAGAAUUUAUUGAUGGGAGCUUACAAACUGGAGGAAAAGUUCUUGUCCAUGGAAAUGCAGGCAUCUCCAGAAGUGCUGCCUUUGUUAUUGCAUAUAUUAUGGAAACAUUUGGAAUGAAGUACAGAGAUGCGUUUGCUUAUGUUCAAGUAAGAAGAUUUUGUAUUAAUCCCAAUGCUGGAUUUGUCCAUCAACUUCAGGAAUAUGAAGCCAUCUACCUAGCAAAAUUAACAAUACAGAUGAUGUCACCACUCCAGAUAGAAAGGUCAUUGUCUGUUCAUUCUGGUACCACAGGCAGUUUGAAGAGAACACAUGAAGAAGAAGAUGAUUUGGGAAACAUGCAAGUGGCGACUGCACAGAAUGGCUGACUGAAGAGCGACAUUAUAGAGGGUGUGAAUUUCUAUUUGAGGAGAAAGUAGUCAAGACAACAAUAAUGUAAAAUGGUAAAAACACAAGUAGUUUCUUUUCAAUUAUAUGUUGCUUCCAGACAUCUUUCUCUACAACUUGUUGAGCAACAUAUUAAGAAGAUGUUGGACUUUUGCAAUA